This is a messenger RNA of Cladocopium goreaui, 1163 nucleotides long. The record is from the annotation of a GenBank genome assembly. NCBI's taxonomy places the organism in Eukaryota, Dinophyceae, Suessiales, Symbiodiniaceae.
AGAGUGUCCUUUCGGUUCCAGCGCUUCGCAACCGUUGGAGCAGAAUCUCAGCACCGUUGCCUUGCACCGUUCGCCGCGACUUUCGCCGUUCACAGGAGAUGGUUCAUCAGCCGACGAAUCGCAACGAUGAGCAGAUGCUUUUUGCCGGAGUGCAGCCACCCGUGAAGAACACUUUCCUUCACUACGACGUCUGCGCCAGUGCCUACCAAGUGGAACAGCAAGUGCUGCGUCGUCACCAGACCGCCCCGGCGAAGUCUGCCCGCGACGUGUCCGACGUCGAGACGGACUCGGAGGAUGAGGGUGUCACGGUGCCCAAGGUCCUGGGCACCGUGAAUGAGCUGAAGACAAUCGUUGCGGUAAACGACGUGACUCCCAACCUCUUGACCAAAGAGGAUUACCCUAUGCCCGGAUCGCUGUGCCGUCACACCACGCAUGAUGCUUUUGAGCACGGCCAAGUUGCUUGGGAACCAACCGUCUUUGGCCAAGGAGAAUUUGAAGGACACCAGAACGGAAUGAACGGACAAGCCUUGCAAGAAGGCUUGCAGUGGGACGGACAGAUGGGUGGGCAAACUUGUGGUGUGCUACCAAUGACGUCUGAUACAGUGAUGUUCGUUGGUGUGCACCCACCGGCGAGCAGACAAUACAUAGAGACAAUGUCACUUGGCUUGACCUGUACCACCGCCUUGGAAACAAGAAAGCGAAUGAUGCAGCAAUCACCGCAUGCUGGCAUCUCAUUCCAACGCUGGUGCAGGAACUGCACGCCUGUGCAUGGGGCCAGACCACAGCAAAGGCCAUUGACAAAUGGAUGCGAGCGCUCCAAUGGCCAGACUCUGACAAUCAGCACCCAGAUCAGCCCUGCCUUCCAGACAGUGCCCGAGUUGCCCGUGCAGUGUGAUGAGACUAGGUUCUUGGCAGUCACCAGAGAGCUGCAGCAGAGUUGGCAUUCGAAAUGCUCCAUGACAAUGAAAGCAGUUAAGAAGGUUCAACAAUGGAAGAACAACCGACAAAACCCGUUGCGAUUUUGAAGGAUGCUGAGCAGACCUGUGACCACCACAGGCUGUCUGCAUGGUACAGUUCAGGCGUGGCUAGUUGCGGCUGGCUAAAGGCCAUUCGUUCGCUGCGAGCAUGCGAGUGGACCCCCUCGACACGAGGAAAAGGGUGAA